GGCGAGCAUGGGGCGCCUGGCGCCGAGGCCGCUGCUGCUGGCGCUCUUGUCGCUGGCUCUUUGUCGAGGGCGCGUGGUGAGGGUCCCCAAGGGGAGCCUGGUGCGGGUGGAGGGCACCGAGCUGGUCAUCCCCUGCAACGUCAGUGACUACGACGGCCCCAGCGAGCAAAACUUCGACUGGAGCUUCUCGGCCCCGGGGAGCAGCUUCGUGGAGCUCGCCAGCACCUGGGAGGCGGGCUUCCCCGCCCAGCUGUACCGAGAGCGCCUGCAGAGAGGUGACAUCGUGCUGCGGCGCACGGCCAACGACGCCGUGGAGCUGCACAUAAAAAACAUCCAGCCCUCCGACCAAGGCCACUACAAGUGUUCCACCCCCAGCACGGACGCCACCGUCCAGGGCAACUAUGAGGAUACAGUGCAGGUUAAAGUGCUGCCUGAUGCCUUGCGCGUGGCCGCCGGCCCGCAGCCCUCCCCGGGCCCCAGCCUGCGUGAGGGCGAGCCCUUCGAGCUGCGCUGCUCGGCCUCCACCGCAUCGCCGCUGCACACGCACCUGGCGCUGCUGUGGGAGGUGCGGCGCGGCCCCGCGCGGCGGAGCAUCCUCUCUCUGACCCACGAGGGCAGGUUCCGGCCCGGCCCCGGCUACGAGCAGCGCUACCGCAUUGGGGAUGUGCGCCUGGACACCGUGGGGAGCGACGGGUACCGCCUCUCCGUGUCCCAGGCUCUGUCCUCCGACCAGGGCUCCUACCGCUGCAUUGUCAGCGAGUGGAUUGGAGAGCAGGGUAACUGGCAAGAAAUUCAAGAAAAAGCCGUGGACGUGGCCACCGUGGUGAUCCAGCCAACAGUUCUCCAGGUAACUGUGGCCAGGAAUGUGUCUGUGGCCGAAGGGAAGUUGCUGGACCUGAGCUGCAACAUCACAACAGACCGAGUGGAUGACGUGCGGCCCGAGGUGACAUGGUACUUCAGCAGGACGCCGGACAGCACCUUACCCGGCCCCCACGUGCUAGCACGGCUGGACCGUGAUUCCCUGGUACACAGCUCUCCCCACGUGGCCCUGAGUCACAUGGAUACACGCUCCUACCAUUUACUGGUUCGAGAUGUUAGCAGAGAAAAUGCUGGCUACUACUUCUGCCACGUGGCGCUCUGGACACCCGGGCACAACAGGACCUGGCACAAGGUGGCUGAGGCUAUGUCGGCCCCAGCUGGGGUGGCUGUGACCUGGCUAGAACCAGACUAUCAGGUGUACCUGAAUGCCUCUAAGGUCCCUGAGUUCUCAGACGACCUCACCGAGCUGGAAUGCCGGAUAGUGGACAUGAAGAGCACAGAGGCGAGCAUCCGUUUCACGGUGUCCUGGUACUACAGGUUGAACCGGCGCAGCGAUGACGUGGUGGCCAGCGAGCUCCUUGCAGUCAUGAAUGGGGACUGGACGCUGAAGUAUGGAGAGAGGAGCAAGCAGCGGGCCCAAGACGGAGACUUCAUUUUUUCUAAGGAGCAUGCGGACACAUUCAAUUUCCGAAUCCAAAGGACUACAGAGGAGGACAGAGGCAAUUAUUACUGCGUUGUGUCUGCCUGGACCAGACAGCGUAAUGACAGCUGGGUGAAGAGCAAGGAUGUCUUCUCCAAACCUGUCAACAUAUUUUGGGCAUCAGAAGAUUCCGUGCUUGUGGUGAAGGCCAGGCAGCCAAAGCCCUUCUUUGCUGCAGGAAAUACAUUUGAGAUGACUUGCAAAGUGUCUUCCAAAAAUAUUAAGUCACCGCGCUACUCGGUUCUCAUCACGGCUGAGAAGCCGGUCGGGGACCUCUCCAGUCCCAACGAAACCAAGUACAUCAUCUCCCUGGACCAGGAUUCCGUGGUGAAGCUGGAGAACUGGACAGAUGCAUCACGGGUGGAUGGUGUCGUGUUAGAGAAAGUGCAGGAAGAUGAAUUUCGCUAUCGGAUGUACCAGACUCAGGUCUCGGAUGCAGGGCUGUACCGCUGCGUGGUGACAGCCUGGUCUCCUGUCAGGGGCAGCCUGUGGCGAGAAGCAGCAACCAGCCUCUCCAAUCCUAUUGAGAUAGACUUCCAAACCUCAGGUCCUGUAUUCAAUGCCUCUGUGCACUCAGACACGCCAUCGGUCAUCCGGGGAGAUCUCAUCAAACUGUUUUGUAUCAUCACUGUCGAGGGAGCGGCCCUGGAUCCAGAUGACAUGGCCUUUGACGUGUCCUGGUUUGCGGUGCACUCCUUCGGCCUGGACAAGGCUCCGGUCCUCCUGUCAUCCCUGGAUCGGAAGGGGAUUGUGAACACAGCCGAGAGGGACUGGAAGAGUGGCCUCAGCCUGGAGCGCGUGAGCGUGCUGGAAUUCUUGCUGCAAGUGCAUGGCUCCGAGGACCAGGACUUUGGCAACUACUACUGCUCCGUGACUCCGUGGGUGAAGUCACCCACAGGUUCCUGGCAGAAGGAGGCAGAGAUCCAGUCCAAGCCCAUCUUUAUAACUGUGAAGAUGGAUGUGCUGAACGCCUUCAAGUACCCUCUGCUGAUCGGCGUCGGCCUGUCCACGGUCAUCGGGCUCUUGUCCUGCCUCAUCGGGUACUGCAGCUCCCACUGGUGCUGUAAGAAGGAGGUCCAGGAGACCAGGCGGGAGCGCCGCCGGCUCAUGUCCAUGGAGAUGGACUAGGCGGGGCCGGGAGGACCGGGGCAGCCGGACGGCCGAGGAGCAAUUUGGGCGAGAAGAGGACAGUGAGCUUUUAACGCGAAGCGUGUUACUCUAAAAACCAGUCCUCUCUAAUCUCAGGUGGGACCUGGCGCUCUCUCUUUUCUGCAUGUCAAGUUCUGAGCGCGGAGAUGUUUACCAGCACACGGCUCUUCUUCCCACGGCACUUUCUGAGCGAACAAUCGAGUGUGUGUUCUCCCAACGGCGGCUUUUUAAUGGUUAACCUUCGUCUAAUUUGUUUCUCCUACUGGCGUAGAGAUCUCUGACUCGUGUGUGUGUAUAGCUUUUGUUCCGAGGGGUUGCGGGGAGGAAGGGGUGACGGCGUUCAGAGUCCUUUGUCUCGGGUGAGGACGGAACUGCCGCUUGAGAGCCGGCGUCCGCGUGGGAGGCCCGUGGCGAGAGCUGCUAGGGGCGACGCGCUACCCCGGCCGAGGGGACAGCACAGACCAGGGCCGAAGGCUCAUUUGUGGCUUUGACUCCCCGCCCCCACCCCCUAUUUUCAGGGGUUGAGACUACGUUUGAAAUCUACACUUGCAGUACGUAACUUCCUAUUGAGCCCAGAUACAUUUUGUUUGGGUUUGGGUUUUUUUUUUUUUUUUUUGCCUCUCCGCCCCCCUCUCCAUUUCUUUCGUAUUUGCUUUAUGUGCGAGUGCCGAAGUGGCCCUGGAAUCGAGAAUUUGGCUCUCCACCAAGCACCUUAUCUUGCCACCUUAGCCUUAAGAAUGAGUAUGAAGAAAACUACCCAGCCACCUCUAUCCAGGGCAGUGAGAAGGACUGCAAGGAGGAGGCCAUCGGGGAACAAGGAAAGGAACAGUCACUCCUGUAGUUCUGAGGCCACCGUGCCUGGGAGGAGGUGGGGGGGGGCGGGAGUUAGAUUUCUGCAGCUCAUGCCGGGAGGGUCAGUGGUGCCAGAGGUAUGACAGGCGGAAGAGGCCACCUACAUUCCCCACCCUGCCCUUUGCAGGGGACCCAGAGACACCUCACAUCUUCCACGGGCUGUUUGGGCUCCUUAAUGUGGCACCGACUUGCCACUUGCAAGACUGCCUUCACGGAAUCAGAAAUCACCAAGAAGAACCACGCGUUUCCUAUGACCUUUUAAGUUCUUGGAGUCUUUUUACGAUCCCCGGCAGGGGUUGGCGAGGAAGGGUAUACUUUGUGGUCGGUUUGCUUUCCCAUUAGAAACACAAAGGAAACCCAGCAAUUUAUUGCCACGUGAACAGCCUACAGAGUAGAUCUGAGAGCAGCCCGUUUUGCCUGAUCCCUUGUACGGGGUGUGGGACAAGGACCCAAGGGACCCUCUGCUCCCUGAAGUGUCUCCCCCCGCCCAGUGUUGGCCUUUCGGAAGCAUCCCAGCGGGGCUUUCUGAGGCCCAGCGGUCCUCGUGCUCUGCAUUGCAGUCCUCUGUGCUUUUAUCCCGGCUCUGAAGGAUCGAACACUGCUCUGUCUUCCAAAGGGGAAAAAAAGAGAUUCAUUUGUUUUGAGCAAUAAAGUAAUACAAAAUGA
This is a messenger RNA of Phacochoerus africanus (Common warthog), 4186 nucleotides long. RefSeq names its product prostaglandin F2 receptor inhibitor (gene PTGFRN). Lineage: Eukaryota; Metazoa; Chordata; Mammalia; Artiodactyla; Suidae. The record is from RefSeq and is a predicted model, not a curated record. The transcript has 9 exons. Bases 8 to 2647 code for a protein of 879 amino acids.